This is a messenger RNA of Humulus lupulus (European hop), 3030 nucleotides long. RefSeq names its product potassium transporter 11-like. Gene Ontology annotation, molecular function: potassium ion transmembrane transporter activity. NCBI's taxonomy places the organism in Eukaryota, Viridiplantae, Streptophyta, Magnoliopsida, Rosales, Cannabaceae. The transcript has 9 exons. Gene Ontology annotation, cellular component: membrane. Gene Ontology annotation, biological process: potassium ion transmembrane transport. The coding region runs from base 405 to 2768 and encodes 787 amino acids. The record is from RefSeq and is a predicted model, not a curated record.
AUAUUGUAUGAGAUUCGAUUCACGUGGAUGAUCAUACGAAACAGAGGUUCUCAGUUUUCACCCGUUUUCUCUUCUCGACAUUCGACUAAACGACAAAAGUUUUACGUUCCUUUUCUUGGCAAUCGAUGUACGGACUUGUCCCGACUCCACAUCAUCACAUGCACACAAUGAGACUAAGCAGAGCAUCACUCAACAACCCUUUUAUUCAAACUUCACUAUUUAUUCUUCUAUGUCGUCUAAAUUAUGAAAAACCCGAAGAACCAUUUUUUCAGGAUCUGGGUUUUCACUUCCUCGCCUUUUUUCUUCAUGGAAAGCUGAUGGCACAACCGAAGUAUUGAUGAAGAAAAAAACUUAGAGGUGAAUUGGUUGAACUCUGAGGAAUAGUUUGAACGAUCAAGUUGAAAAUGGCUACAAAUAUGACGACUGAUCAAGGUCCUGAUAGAAAUGGUACUGUGUGGACUAUAGAUCAGAAGCUUGAUCAACCCAUGGACGAAGAGGCUAGAAAGCUUAAAAACAUGUACACAGAAAAGCUUUCAGCAGUAAUGCUUCUGCAACUUGCAUUCCAGAGCCUUGGAGUGGUAUAUGGAGAUUUAGGCACAUCUCCGUUGUAUGUUUUCUACAACACUUUCCCUGAUGGAAUUAAAGACCCAGAAGAUUUGAUUGGAGCUUUAUCUUUGAUAAUAUACUCGCUUACUCUUAUUCCGCUUCUCAAGUAUGUGCUAAUUGUUUGUAGAGCAAAUGAUAAUGGUCAAGGCGGAACUUUUGCUAUCUAUUCAUUACUCUGCCGACAUGCAAAAUUGAGAACUAUUCCUAAUCAAGACCGAAGUGAUUUGGAACUUACAACAUAUAGUCGUUCUACAUUUAGUGAACACUCAUUUGCUGCAAGAACCAAGAGGUGGUUGGAGGGAUAUGCAUUUAUGAAGAACACAAUGCUUAUUCUUGUCCUUAUUGGCUCUUGUAUGGUAAUUGGGGAUGGAAUUUUGACUCCAGCCAUUUCAGUGUUGUCAGCUAUUGGUGGGAUUAAUGUUGGCCACCCCAUGAUAAGUAAUGACAUAGUUGUACUUGUUGCUGUUAUUGUCCUAGCCAUUUUGUUUAGCAUUCAACACCAUGGUAUAGAUAAAGUUGGUUGGCUUUUUGCUCCGAUUGUGCUUCUUUGGUUUCUCUUAAUUGGAGGAAUUGGUAUAUACAACAUAUGGAAGUAUGAUAGCAGCGUUUUGAAAGCUUUUUCACCUGUGUACAUAUACCGGUAUUUUAAAAGGGGAAAGAGAGAUGGUUGGACUUCUCUAGGAGGCAUUAUGCUUAGUAUAACAGGAACCGAAGCACUUUUUGCUGACCUAUCCCACUUUCCAGUUUCAUCUAUACAAAUUGCAUUUACUGUAGUUGUAUUUCCUUGCCUUCUUUUAGCCUACUCUGGUCAAGCAGCAUACCUUAUGAACAAUUCAGAUCACAUAGUUGGUGCCUUCUAUCAUUCUAUUCCAGAUUGCAUAUAUUGGCCAGUGUUUGUUAUUGCAACUGCAGCUGCUGUGGUUGCAAGUCAGGCCACCAUAUCUGCAACUUUCUCAUUGAUCAAGCAGGCUCUUGCUCUUGGUUGUUUUCCAAGAGUCAAAGUUGUGCAUACAUCUAAAAGGUUCCUGAAUCAGGUUUAUAUUCCAGAUGUAAAUUGGAUCCUUAUGAUUCUUUGCAUUGCUGUGACAGCUGGGUUCAAAAAUCAAAACCAAAUUGGAAAUGCCUCUGGGACAGCAGUUGUAAUAGUCAUGUUGGUGACAACCUUUCUCAUGAUUUUAGUGAUGAUACUAGUGUGGCGUUGCCAUUGGAUUCUUGUCUUGAUCUUCACUGUCUUAUCAUUAGCAGUGGAGUGCACUUACUUCUCCGCUGUAGUCCUCAAGGUUAAUCAAGGCGGGUGGGUUCCUCUCGUGAUAUCAGCAGUAUUCUUCGCCAUCAUGUAUAUAUGGCAUUAUGGUACCCUGAGACGCUACGAGAUUGAGAUGCAUAGUAAGAUUUCAAUGGCAUGGAUUCUUGGACUUGGUCCUAGUUUAGGGCUUGUUCGUGUGCCUGGAGUAGGAUUCGUGUACACUGACCUGGCUCAUGGAGUGCCUCGCAUUUUCUCUCACUUUAUCACCAAUCUGCCUGCAAUUCACUCUGUUGUUGUUUUUGUCUGUGUGAAGUACCUACCUGUCUACACAGUACCAGAAGAAGAGAGGUUCCUUAUAAAGCGAAUAGGACCGAAAGAAUUCCACAUGUUCCGUUGUAUUGCAAGGUAUGGUUAUAAAGACCUCCAUAAGAAAGACUAUGAUUUUGAGAAGAAACUAUUUGACUGCCUUAUACUGUUUGUCCGACUUGAUUCCUUAAUGGAUGGGUGCUCAGACUCGGAUGUGUAUAGUGUGCCCGACCCGCUAGAUGAACAGGCAAGUGACAACCAGUUUAAUGGCAACUCAUCUAUCUCCAAGGUGGAUUCUUCAGUUUCAUCAGUAGAGUCCAUCAUUGAAGUCGGUUCACCACAGCGAGCAAAUGAUAUCAGGUAUUCCAAUCGGGCUAGCAGCCAGAUCGAGAUUGAUGAGUUACAAUUCUUGAGUAAUUGUAAAGAUGCUGGUGUGGUUCACAUCUUAGGGAAUACAAUAAUCCGAGCCAGGAGGGAGUCAAAUUUCUGCAAAAAGUUAGCCAUUGAUUACAUUUAUGCAUUUCUUAAGAAAAUAUGCAGAGAGAGCAGUUCUAUUCUAAAUGUGCCUCAUGAGAGUCUCUUAAAUGUUGGGCAAGUUUUCUAUGUAUAAAGGAUGACUAGAAGAUUGAAUCAUACUUCCUUCCUCAUUGUUCAUCAAAAUGUCGGUGUCAAUAUCACUCCAAAUGGAAUGAUUCAUUAGUAGAAGCAGAAAUUAGGGAGUAGACAAAUCAUUCCUUAAAUGACUUGUCAAACUCAAAAAUAAGUCUCUCAUCUCUCGUUGCAAGUAACGAGGCCUCCUUCGCUUGGCAUUUUUAGUUGUGUUUUUAGGUAUCAAAAGUAACGAAAUGUGGGAAUGGGUGGGGAUUGUGCAA